This is a messenger RNA of Arachis ipaensis, 1947 nucleotides long. RefSeq lists its product as uncharacterized. The record is from RefSeq and is a predicted model, not a curated record. Lineage: Eukaryota; Viridiplantae; Streptophyta; Magnoliopsida; Fabales; Fabaceae.
AUGUCGGCGACGAGGUUGGUACAGGGGAACAUCUUCCGACCUCAUUACAUUGUGCUACAACGGCGGGUGUUGGAGACAGAUUGUGUGAUGAUCCAGAUAAAGAAUGAUGUUGAGCCGGAUCUGAUUGCCGAUGACAGUGGUGACGACCUCGGAGCGAGUGACCCGAGAGGGGCCGCAGGUGGAUCUAGUUCUGGCACACAACAGUACCCACCCCAUUUUUCAUCAUUGGACCUGGAUGCCAUGAGGCAGGAUGGGCUUCCUGGGCAACAAGCUGGAUUUGGCGCUAGAGAUGCAGACGGGUCUGCUAGUAUGACAGAGUUCCAGCAGCGCAAGGGCAUCUGGGAAGUGAAACGGUACAACGGACCGCAUACGUGUCUCGCCACCUCUAUCUCCAGCGACCAUAGGAGAUUGAAUUAUCAUGUCAUAUCGACAUUCAUUAUGCCAAUGGUGAGGGCUGAUGCAUCCGUCAACAUCAAGGUGCUCCAAAAUGCCACGGCUGCCCACUUUGGAUUCAGGCCGACGUACAAGAGGGUCUGGAUGGCGAAGCAGAAGGCUGUUGCUGUCAUAUAUGGUGACUGGGAUGAGUCGUACAACAAGCUCCCUAGGUGGGUGUUAGGAGUCCAGUUGACCAUGCCUGGUUCAGUUGCAGUCCUUCGGACAUGCCCUGUUCGAGUUGGGGGACAGCUCGAUGAGUCUCAAGCUUAUUUUCACAGGCUGUUUUGGACGUUCCCACCUUGUAUUGAGUUAUUCCAUCAUUGUAAGCCGUUGGUGAGUAUUGACGGCACACAUCUAUAUGUCAAGUAUGGUGGAACGUUGCUUGUCGCAAUUGCACAGGACGGGAACUCCAACAUACUGCCCAUGGCAUUUGCACUUGUCGAGGGUGAGAAUGCUGAGUCGUGGUCCUUCUUUCUCUCUCACCUCUGUCAGCACGUGACACCGCAGCCGGGUAUUCUAGUCAUUUCGGACAGGCAUAACGGCAUCAAGGCCGCCCUUGAGUCUCCUGAUGGGGGAUGGCUAACUCCGGCUGCAUACCGUGCAUUCUGCAUUCGACACGUAGUAGCUAAUUUCGCCCUCACCUUCAAGGGCAAAGAUGCUCGUAGGCUUCUUGUGAACGCCGCAUAUGUGAAGACCGAAGUGGAGUUCGAUUACUGGUUUGACAUUCUGUGCUCUGAGAACCCGGCGAUGUGUGACUGGGCAAACAGGAUUGAGUAUUCGUUGUGGACACAGUAUUCUGACGAGGGGCGCAGAUUCAGGCACAUGACGACCAAUAUCUCUGAGUAUGUGAAUUUAAUCCUGAAGGGUGUCAGGAACCUCCCUGUGUGCUCGCUGGUGAAGGCCACAUAUGGCAGGUUGGCUGAACUAUUCAUCCGCAAGGGGAGGGAGGCACAGGCGCAGCUGGGUACCGGACAACAAUUCAGUCAAUACCUGGUAAAGUGUAUCGAGGCAAAUUUAAAAACGUCUAGGUGCUUCACGGUGACUGUAUACGACAGAGAUAACUCGGAGUACACCGUGGCAGAGACGACUCCAACUGGUUUCUUCUCACUGGGGAGCUACAGGGUCUCACUGGGUUCUCAGACUUAUGAUUGUGGAUACUUCCAGGCAUUUUAUUUCCCAUGUCUGCACGCAUUGGCAUGCUGUGCCUACUCACGUCUUACUUGGCAGUCAUACGUCCACCCGGUGUAUCGUCUUAGUUCUGUUUUCAGUGUAUAUCAGAUGGGAUUCACUCCUCCCAUUCCGGAGGGAUUCUGGCCACCUUUUGACGGGCCGACUGUUAUACCGGACCCGACUCUGAGGCGUGCGAGGGAGAGUCAUCUGCGCUCCACCCGAAUACGGACCAAUAUGGAUGAGGCAGAUCUGAACCGGCCCAAGAGAUGUGGCCUCUAUAGGCAACCCGGACACACUCGGAGGAGUUGUCCACAGGCCGGAGGACCCAACCAAGCAGGGUGA